UUUUUUUUAAUUAGACUUAUAAAAUUAUAUGUAUCAUAUAUUCAUAUCGACAUGUUCUGAUGUCCUAUAUAAAUUCGAUUCUUCUAGACAAAACCUUACGUUAUACACUUCAAACUAAUAAGCGUCCAAACCAAAAAAAAAAAAAAAAAACCUGUAUUUUCUCGACAAAAACAAAAUCAAGAGCUUUUAACAUCACGAGAAAGAAGAACUAAAGAAGACGAAACAACAAAGAACCAGCUCUCGUGAUCUUCCCGCCUUUUCUCUUCAACUUGAAAGACAUUAUUACAAGAUUUAUCAACUACAAAGAGAUCGGAUCGAAGUUUCCAGUUUCAGAUUCAAGAUUUGAUUCGGGUUUUAAACCUUUUUUCGAGACUUUUUUGUUGGAGAGAUCGCCGGAGAUUUGACCGAUUCUUGGAUACAUGGGACGUCUCCGGCGACGGCAAGAGAUUAUAGAUCAUGAAGAAGAGGAAUCAAACGACGACGUUUCAUCAAGAAGAGGCAAACUCAGUUUAGCAGAGACGUUUCGGUGGCUUGAUUCAUCAGAGCAUCGGAGAAUUGAAACCGAUGGACAUAAUGAUUAUAAAUACAUCAUUCAUCACAAAAACAGGUGGUACAAGGCAUGGGAAAUGUUCAUAUUGGUGUGGGCAAUAUACUCUUCUUUGUUCACUCCAAUGGAGUUUGGUUUCUUCCGCGGUCUGCCUGAGAGACUCUUUAUACUUGACAUUGUUGGUCAGAUCGCGUUCUUGGUCGAUAUUGUUCUUCUGUUUUUUGUUGCCUACCGCGAUACCCAGACCUACCGGACUGUCUAUAAACCAACACGUAUUGCUCUCCGGUACUUGAAGUCACAUUUUCUCAUGGAUUUCAUUGGUUGCUUCCCUUGGGAUCUUAUCUAUAAGGCAUCAGGGAAACAUGAGUUGGUGAGGUACUUGUUGUGGAUAAGGCUAUUUCGGGUUCGCAAAGUGGUUGAGUUUUUCCAAAGGCUUGAGAAAGACACAAGAAUCAACUAUCUCUUCACCAGAAUCUUAAAGCUCUUGUUCGUUGAAGUUUACUGUACUCACACUGCUGCUUGCAUCUUCUAUUACUUGGCCACCACUCUUCCUCCAGAGAACGAAGGUUACACUUGGAUCGGUAGCUUGAAGCUAGGAGACUAUAGCUACGAAAAUUUCCGAGAAAUCGACCUCUGGAAACGUUAUACCACGGCUUUGUACUUCGCCAUUGUCACUAUGGCAACUGUCGGUUAUGGAGACAUUCACGCGGUGAAUCUGAGGGAAAUGAUAUUCGUGAUGAUAUAUGUUUCAUUUGACAUGGUUCUCGGUGCGUACCUUAUUGGUAACAUCACUGCCUUGAUUGUGAAAGGAUCAAACACAGAGAGGUUCAGAGAUAAAAUGAAUGAUCUCAUAAGCUUCAUGAACCGCAAAAAACUCGGGAGAGACCUUCGUAGCCAGAUAACCGGUCAUGUGAGAUUGCAGUAUGACAGUCACUACACCGACACUGUCAUGCUUCAGGACAUCCCUGCCUCUAUCCGCGCCAAGAUUGCGCAAUUAUUGUACCUGCCUUACAUUAAGAAAGUCCCUCUCUUCAAAGGCUGCUCUACGGAGUUUAUUAAUCAAAUAGUUAUAAGGCUCCAUGAAGAGUAUUUUCUUCCAGGAGAAGUAAUAACAGAGCAAGGAAACGUCGUGGAUCAUUUGUAUUUCGUCUGUGAAGGCUUAUUGGAGGCUCUUGUUACAAGAACAGAUGGAUCAGAAGAGAGUGUGACGUUGCUUGGGCCUCACACUUCUUUUGGAGAUAUCUCCAUCAUUUGCAACAUCUCUCAACCUUUCACUGUUAGGGUUUGCGAGCUAUGUCAUCUUUUACGACUCGAUAAACAGUCUUUCUCGAGCAUUCUCGAGAUUUAUUUUCACGACGGACGCACAAUCUUGAACAAUCUUAUGGAGGAGAAGGAUUCAAAUGAGAGGAUAAAGAAGCUAGAAUCUGACAUUGUGAUUCACAUUGGGAAACAAGAAGCAGAACUUGCAUUGAAAGUAAACAGUGCAGCUUUCCAAGGAGAUUUUUACCAGCUUAAGAGCUUAAUCCGAUCUGGAGCCGAUCCUAACAAAACAGAUUACGAUGGAAGAUCACCGCUUCAUCUUGCAGCAUGUAGAGGCUAUGAAGACAUUACAUUAUUCCUUAUUCAAGAAGGUGUUGAUAUCAAUCUAAAAGAUAAGUUCGGAAAUACGCCAUUAUUAGAGGCUGUGAAAGCAGGACAAGACGGAGUGAUUGGUUUGCUUGUCAAAGAAGGAGCCUCCUUUAAUUUAGAAGAUUCAGGAAACUUCCUUUGCACGACAGUUGUGAAAGGCGACUCUGAUUUUCUCAAGCGACUGCUCUUAAACGGUAUGGACCCAAACAGUGAAGAUUAUGAUCAUAGAACACCGCUUCAUGUCACCGCUUCUGAAGGGUUAUACUUGAUGGCUAAAAUGUUGGUUGAAGCUGGAGCAAGCGUUACUUCUAAAGACCGGUGGGGGAAUUCUCCGCUUGAUGAAGCCCGAAUGUGCGGAAACAAGAAACUGAUUAAGUUACUCGAAGAUGUGAAAACCUCUGAAUCUUCUAUCCACCCAUCGAGCUCUCAUGAACUACAAGAGAAGAGAACUGAGAGACGGAAAUGCACCGUAUUUCCAUUCCACCCGAAAGAGGUGAAAGAAGAGCGUAGUAGAAAGCACGGAGUUAUGGUUUGGAUCCCGAGCGAUCUCGAGAAACUCAUAGUAACUGCUGCACAAGAACUCGGGCUAUCGGAUGAAGCCUCAUUUGUACUAUUAUCAGAAGACGAAGGUCGUAUCACAGACAUUGAUAUGAUUAGUGAUGGACAGAAAUUGUAUUUGAUCAGUGAUACUACUGAUCAAACAUAGAGACCGAGUCUUCGAUUUUCUUGAUCAUUUCCUCAUAGAUUCAUUUGAGUUUUUAAUGUUCGUAUAGAGCAUUUUGAACACAAUUGAUAUAUCUAUCUCAGAGAAAACAUAGUAUUCGAAUCUUCGAUUCUAUUUCGAUCCUUAAAUAGAAUCACUUGAGUUCUUGUAGAGCAUUUUGGCACAAAAGCAGAACUAUCACGUUAUUAUAUGGUUUCACACUUUCA
Arabidopsis lyrata subsp. lyrata is the source of this 3106-nucleotide messenger RNA. Its product is annotated as potassium channel GORK. Gene Ontology annotation, molecular function: voltage-gated potassium channel activity; protein binding. Bases 420 to 2882 code for a protein of 820 amino acids. The record is from RefSeq and is a predicted model, not a curated record. Gene Ontology annotation, biological process: transmembrane transport; potassium ion transport. The transcript has 12 exons. Gene Ontology annotation, cellular component: membrane. NCBI's taxonomy places the organism in Eukaryota, Viridiplantae, Streptophyta, Magnoliopsida, Brassicales, Brassicaceae.